AUCUGCUUUCCCUGUGACCCUGCUGAGCACCCGAAGCAUGUUGUUUCUGCUGGAGGAGAAUCACCAGUGGCAGGUGCAGCCUCCUUUGGAUGCAGCUCGUGAGGCAGAAAUGCCUUCCAGGAGCAAUAUCCACUUGAAGGAGAAGCAGCCGAUCAGCAGUAUCAGCAAUGUCAUAACCUAUCGCCUGUGUCCUUGCGACAUCAAGCUGAUGCUUUAUGAUGAGGUGCUGAAGGUGGAGAGCACGUGGCACAUCCGCACAGAGUGCCCUGAGCUCCUGGUAGAGCUGGUGGAGUGGAUCCGGGGGCCCUGGGAGGAGAUGUUCUCUAUCGAGCUACGGAGGGCUGUGUAUGAGGGCCUGGAGUGAGCCUGCCCGCUGUAGGCAGGCGGGACUUGGAGUCAGAAGUGCUGCUGUGCUGGCAGUGGCGCACAAAUGUCUCCCCUCCCAUCUGACCUUGCUGUCCUGUGGCCUCUGCCUUCUAACGUACUCUUGCCCCUGGCCCUUUCUGGUGAGGAGGAGGUGAGCACAUGAUGGUCCAGACUUUAUACAGUCACUCACUGGCACUGGGCUGGCCAUGAAAGGAGGCGGUGGAGGGUGUUCCUUGUAACACUGCAUAAGCUACAGGGUUUUAACUUGGUGGUGUCUGCUAGUUUCCUUCAGGAUAGUACGAAAUGUGACUGAAGGAAGAAGGGAGCCGAGCCAGAGCAUGUUCGGUGGUACUCAGGCAACCAGCAGGCCAGAGGCAGUUGGACACUGCGGUCUCUCCAGCAGGUGUAUUUGCUGCCUUCCUAGCUGUCUUGGAACAGCUGCCGUUAUCUGCUGCUAAUAUUUUUGUCUUUUUCUUUCUCCCUCUUCCCUCUGAUCCACAGAUUCCCUAAAGCUGCCUGCUUCAAUCAGGAGCCUAGUUGCACAAAGGGAUAAGGCAUAUUGUACUGAUAACCCCACAGAGAGCCCAUACCUGCGUGGCAGGGCAUGGCUCAGUCUGCUGCUGUAGCCCUUCACUGUCACGGGGGAGGGAGGAGCCGUGCAGCUCUUAGCACAGAGUCGUGUUGCUCAUCGCUUAGGGGUCAGGACCCUUGUGGGCACUGGCAGGUAAAAGUGAGGCUUAGGCUUUUCUGAGCAGUCCAAAAGCAAGAGUCUAUUUUAACAUGAGUUUUACUUUUUUCUAUUGCAAUAAAAGCUUAUAU
Molecule: messenger RNA, 1185 nt
Organism: Cygnus atratus (black swan)
Lineage: Eukaryota; Metazoa; Chordata; Aves; Anseriformes; Anatidae
Product: serine/threonine-protein kinase 11-interacting protein-like
Exons: 2
Coding region: 38-364 (108 amino acids)
Source: RefSeq, a predicted model, not a curated record